UCCAAUGUCAUAAAUAUAUAGAAUAAAUUUUUCACAAUUGCAUGUCAUAAUACUAUAUUAUGUAACAUGUUAAUUUAUUGAAAUGACAUAAUUAUUUAUAGAAUCUGCAGAUCAUAGUUAUCUAUACAAAAUAUAUAUUAUUUUCAAUAAGAAACCUUCUCAUGAUUGUCAUUUGUAAUAAUUCCUAAUAAAAAUAUUCCCUAAACUAAAAAUUCAUUUUAUUUAGACGUAAAAUCAACGGUUUCUUUAAAUUACAAAUAAAACAAGUUAAUAGCUUAUCGAAUUUUAGCGUGUUCACUUCCUGGAUCCUCGGAUGUGCACCAAUGAACUUGGGUACUUAUUGACAUGCAAAAACAUAGACUAGCGAUUUUUAUAAUCUCUGAUACUUAAUAGAUAAAUAAAUUAUUUAUUAAAAAAUUUCAUUAAUAAUUUUUUAUUUAUUUUCUUAAGAUAUAAAAGUGAAUUUUACAAAAAUUUAAUACUAUAUUAUACCUGAUUGAUCAAUUUGGAAAACUAAAUUAAAAGAUCUUAAUUCUAAUCUUAAGAAUGAGAUUACAAUUUCUAUUUUAUGAAUAAUAAGAAGUGUGCAAACUACCACCAUAAUCCGGAUUAAUAUUACCUGUUUGUGUAUAAAAGCGAGGACUAUUAGGAUGUGAUAAUGAAUCUCCUGUGAACCAGAGGGUCGAGAAUUAUCAAGUGUUUCUUUAAACAACAAUAUUAAAAUGUAUAUCUAUAAUAUGCCUUAUGUUGAACGUAUGCAACUUUGUAAAAUUUUGGAUGAACAAGAUAGAUGGGAAGAACUGGCUACAGUACAUAUGCAAUAUGAUUUGCGUACAAUUAACAUAAUUAAAAAAAGUGACAAACCUACAGAUUAUCUAUUGACCAACUGGGGCAAUAAAAACCACACGGUACUGGAAUUAUUUGAGCUUUUAUAUAGGAUGAAGAAUUAUGAAGGAAUGGUCAUAAUUAAACAUUUUGUUGAUCCAAUUUACCAUUCUAAAAUUGUUAAAUGCGCUAGGAAUAUUAUCAAUAUCAAAAAGCCUGAGGUAAAUUCAAUGAAUUUCAAUAGCAAUGUGAAAAAACCUUCAAAUUUGAAGUUUUUGGCCAACGAUGGGAAGACAACGGAUAACAAUAAUAUAUCACCACAAUUGCAGAAUCAAUCCUUCAAGUACGCAACUCCUUCGGACGCAUCGAUUGUAAGUAUAUCUGCAGGAUCAAUUCCUCAAAUUUCUUAUGCUAAUCUACUGGAAGCAACUAAUCAUUGGGACAACAGAAAUUUAUUGGGAAAAGGAGGUUUUGGAACUGUUUUUAAAGGCAAAUGGAAAAAUACACAAGUGGCAAUAAAACGAAUAGAGCCAAGACUAGACGCCCAUAUUCAAAUGAAGCAGUCAAUCGUAGAACUACAAUGUCUCAAUGCUUACAGACAUGACAACAUCUUGCCUGUCUAUGGGUACAGCAUAGAUGGACCUUUGCCUUGUCUUAUUUAUAAGUAUAUGGCGGGCGGUUCUUUGGACUCGCGCUUGAGGGUCACUGAUCCAGGCAAAGCACUGACGUGGCCGAAGCGUUUGGAUAUUGCCUUGGGAGUUGCAAGAGGCUUGCAGUUCUUGCACACAUCAGGAGAAAAGGGACUAGUACACGCCGACAUAAAGUCAGCCAACAUCCUCUUAGACCUUCACGAUAUGCCUCUAAUUGGGGACUUCGGCCUUGCCAGAGAGGGCCCGAAUGGAGACUACACCAAAGUUAGCAAAGUCCAUGGCACCGUUGCCUACUUGCCCGCAGAAUUCCUGCGCCAUAAGAAGUUUUCCACUAAAGUUGAUGUUUACAGCUUCGGGGUUGUCCUGUUCGAGUUGGCCACUGCACGAAAAGCUGCGGUGAAAGUUGGAUCUAAGAUUGUAUAUUUGAAAGAGGCGUUUGAUUAUUUUGAAGGUGAUGUGAUGACGUUGAAGGACCCCUUAGUAGGGGGUUACGAUUCCUGUUUUAAGGGGUUAAUUGACAUUGGGAUUUUGUGCGUCCACGAUAACGCCUAUUUGAGGCCGGAAAUGGUGGAGGUUUACAAAAUGUUAGAAGGAAGGGAAGUCUGGUGUCCGACAUAAAUCUUCAACAAGAACAAGC
Molecule: messenger RNA, 2112 nt
Organism: Aethina tumida (small hive beetle)
Lineage: Eukaryota; Metazoa; Arthropoda; Insecta; Coleoptera; Nitidulidae
Product: serine/threonine-protein kinase pelle
Exons: 5
Coding region: 723-2093 (456 amino acids)
Biological process (GO): protein phosphorylation; signal transduction
Molecular function (GO): protein kinase activity; ATP binding; protein binding
Source: RefSeq, a predicted model, not a curated record